Molecule: messenger RNA, 1155 nt
Organism: Penicillium taxi
Lineage: Eukaryota; Fungi; Ascomycota; Eurotiomycetes; Eurotiales; Aspergillaceae
Product: putative nuclear pore protein (SEH1)
Exons: 3
Coding region: 1-1155 (384 amino acids)
Biological process (GO): cellular response to amino acid starvation; positive regulation of TORC1 signaling
Cellular component (GO): nuclear pore outer ring; Seh1-associated complex
Molecular function (GO): structural molecule activity; protein binding
Source: RefSeq, a predicted model, not a curated record
AUGGGGCCUGUGGAGCGCCCGGAGAUGCUAGGCGGCUUCGCCGACUUUGAUGCCGGUCACCGGGACCUGGUUGCCGUCACCAAGUUCAACUUCUAUGGCAACCGAAUCGUAACAGCUUCAUCCGACCAUCGCAUGAAAGUUUGGGAUCUGAAGGAUGGUCAAUGGCAACUACUCGACACCUGGCGAGCCCAUGAUGCUGAGAUUCGAGAUGCAACUUGGAAUGGCCCAUUCACGGGUCAGCAUAUCGGCAGUGUCGGCGAAGACAUGAAAUUCAAAAUCUGGCAAGAAGAUGUGACGCAACCGCCUAAUUCUGGUCGACGAUUUAGGUCUAUUUUCCGCAUGACAGCGCCGCAACGGCAUCCCUUUGUGUCGCUCGACUUCCGUAAUAUUGAUUUAGAGUCAUGGCUGGCUGUCAUUACACGAGACGGUUACUUGAUGGUGAUGGAGCCUGUCAGUCCGGACAGUUUGGCCGACUGGCAAGCUCUCGACCAGUUCCGAGUAUGCCCAGCGCCCGAGCGCGGUGAAGAAACAAGCUUCAGAGUCCAAUUCCACCACGAUCCAAACGAUAUCACACACUCUUUACUACCGGACUCUGAUCAAAAAAGUUUGUCACUCGUUGUGGCUGCCAUGGACUCGGUCAAAAUCUAUCGCACAGAUGCUACUCGACGGUUCUACCACGCCAUUGAACUGAAUGUACAUGGUGAUCUGGUCAGAGAUAUAUCUUGGGCCAAUGGUUCGGUAAGGGGCUAUGAUCUCAUUGCAAGUGGUGGUAAAGAUGGCCUAGUUCGUAUUUUCGAAGUAUACACAACUACUGUGAACCAGUCUCCGAACUCCAAUUCUCGGAAAGCGGAGCGACGCCAGCUUUCCUCAUCAUAUAUGCGUGCCACAUCUCAAUCAGGUAUUGGGACUGCUUUGGCAAAUCGUGUGCCUGAUUCGGUGUCUAACCGUCAAGCCGCUGGAGAUCCUCAGUUCCGCCAUUCGUUCAAGAUGGUAGCAUGUAUAGACAGCAAACAUCUCGAUGUGUGGCAAGUGGAAUUUUCCUUCGCUGGUGAUUCUCUGAUUUCCUCGGGCGACGAUGGUGCUGUGCGGUUCUGGAAGAAAUCACUGUCGGGCGAAUGGCUCGAGUAUGCUGAGACCGAUGUGGCCUCCCAGUGA